GAGAGAGUUAGAGGGAGAGAGAAAGAGAAAAGGGGGGGAAUGCUGCCUGAAAUACCAAAGAAAAUGACUCAACUGGUGCGGUGAUCAUACCUCCUUUGGAAAAGAUGCUAUUGACAGCAUGGUACAAGCUCUAUCUCUCUACACAUCGUAGUUAUCUUAGUUCUUUGUAGAUACUUCUCUCUUACUUUCAGUGCUGUUUAGACCAUGGCUUCCAUAGGUUGGUUUAUGGUGGUUCUAGUGGGCUUUUGGAGUCAGUUAAGCCCUAGUUGGGGAGCUAAUAACAGGCUUGGCAGAUACCGCUACCAGCGCAGGAACUGCUUCACCUGUUUUUAUGGAUACAGUGGCUACAACACGGGACACAUGCAUGGUGCAGAUAUUGAUGAGUGUCAGGUCUAUAAUGGGGGCUGCCAGCACCGAUGUGUCAACACCAGGGGCUCGUACUACUGCGAGUGCAGCCCGGGCACCCGUCUGCACACAGAUGGCCGGACUUGCAUCGCCGUCCGAUCCUGUGCCGUCAGCAAUGGAAGCUGUGAGCAGAACUGUGUGCAGCUGUCCCCGGCUCACUACCAGUGUCGCUGCAGACCCAACUAUCAGCUCGCAGAGGACGGCAAACACUGCAUAUUAAGAAACCCCUGUGCAGACAGAAAUGGGGGCUGUAUGCACACCUGCAAGAAUGACGGAGGGAGAGCUCAGUGCAACUGUCUUCCUGGUUACACACUGGCACAGGAUGGCAAGAACUGUGAAGACAUUGAUGAGUGUGAGACAGACCAAGCUGCUUGUGCCCACGGUUGCCAUAACAACCAAGGCUCCUUCACCUGUGUCUGUAACCCAGCAUACGAGCUGGGUGCCGAUGGCAGGAAAUGCUAUCGAAUCGAGAUGGAGAUCGUGAAUGGUUGUGAGACUGCCAAUGGAGGCUGUUCCCAAAAGUGCCAACACUCCACCCUCGGACUUGUCUGCAGCUGUAACCACGGUUACCACCUGGAUGAAGACCUCAGGACAUGUGUGGACUUGGACGAGUGUGAGGUGGGAAGCUCGUGCUGCGAGCAGGACUGUACCAACUAUCCCGGGGGUUACGAAUGCUACUGCGGGGCUGGCUACCGUCUCAAUUCGGAUGGGUGUGGCUGUGAUGAUGUGGAUGAGUGUCUGGUAGACAACGGAGGCUGUGACCAUACCUGCCAGAACACAGCCGGCUCCUUUCAGUGCUACUGUCACCUAGGACACCGGCUAGAUGAGGACCAUGUCUCUUGUAUUCCCCUGGAGGGGGCAGUAGAGGCGUCGGAGUGGAGCAGUCACAUCGCAGUGGAGCGCCCUCUGCCCCAGAUAACCCUGCUGAGGGACUACCAGCCGCUGGAGCGUUAUGACGACUACGAGGAGGACAGCCUGGGAGAGCUGCGGGCCCAGAGCACCCUCACCCAGACCUUUGUGUGUCUAAACAACACGUUUGGUUACGACUGCAGCCUGACGUGUGAAGACUGUUCCAACGGUGGCGUGUGUGACAUGGAGGAGGGCCACUGUGACUGUCCUGAUGGGUGGACAGGUGUUGUCUGCAACCAGACUUGUCCAGAGGGCACCUUUGGCAGGAACUGCUCCUUCAGCUGUAAGUGUAAGAAUGGUGCCACCUGUGACCCUGUGAACGGGCACUGCCGCUGCCCGCCUGGCAUCAGCGGGGACAUGUGCCAGGAUGGCUGUCCUAAGGGCCUGUAUGGGAAACUUUGCAAUAAGAAGUGUAACUGUGCCAAUAACGGGCGCUGCCAUCGUACCUAUGGAGCCUGCCUGUGUGAUCCCGGGCUCUACGGGCGCUUCUGUCAUCUAACGUGUCCUAAGUGGGCGUACGGCCCUGGCUGUUCGGAGGAGUGCCAGUGUGUCCAACAGAACACCCUAGAGUGCCACCGCAACCAUGGCUCCUGUGUCUGUAAACCAGGCUACCAGGGCAAGAACUGCCAGGAGGAGUGUAAUAGAGGAUACUAUGGCCUGGCCUGCAAGAGGACAUGUCAGUGUCCAUCUGGGGUACCCUGUGAUCAUGUGACAGGGGAGUGUCUGAGCCAGUGCCCACCUGGCUUCCAUGGGGACAACUGUGACCUAGACUGUCCAGAGGGUCACUACGGGGCUGGAUGUAACCAAUCGUGCCACUGCUCUGGCUCCCCAUGUGACAACAUGACAGGACAAUGUCACUGUCUUGCGGGGAUGAAGGGACAGCACUGUGAAACUGAGUGUGAGGAGGGUCGUUGGGGUCUGGGCUGUUCAGGCUUCUGUCCCCACUGUCAGAACAGGGGAGUGUGUGACAAACACAAUGGAGUGUGCUGCUGUCAACCUGGAUACAUGGGCACCCUGUGUCAGAGCGCCUGCCCGGUGGGUAGAUUUGGCCUGGGUUGUCAGCUACGUUGUCUGUGUGAUAACGGUGGGCGCUGCCACCCGGUGACAGGCAACUGUGCCUGUCCUGUAGGAUGGACUGGACCUAGCUGCAGCAGAGCAUGUGAUGCCGGGCGCUGGGGGGCGGACUGUGCUAACAUGUGUGAGUGCCCGGGCAGCGAUGGCAGCUGUGACCUCAUCACGGGGCAAUGUCGCUGUGAGGCGGGCUACACGGGACCCCGCUGCCAACAGAAGUGCCCAGAAGGCUCCUUUGGCAUAGGCUGCAGACACAGGUGCCAAUGUGCCAAUGAGGCGGCCUGUGAGCAUGUUAGUGGAGCCUGCACCUGCCUCACUGGUUGGACCGGCACAUACUGUGAAAAAUCAUGUCCUGACGGCUUCCAUGGGCUGGAGUGUCAGCAGCAGUGUCAGUGUUCUAACGGGGGCCGAUGUGACCACCUGACGGGUGCCUGCCACUGUCCAGACGGCUGGGUCGGACCACAAUGCAACAUCACAUGCCAGGCAGGGUGGUUUGGCCAUGGGUGUGAACACACCUGUGAAUGCCGUAAUAAUGCCACCUGUGACCCUGUGAGUGGGCAGUGCCAGUGUACGCCAGGGUGGAUCGGCCCCAGCUGUGAGAAAGAAUGUGUAGAAGGCUUUUAUGGACAAGACUGCCAGCAUCACUGCCUGUGUCAGAACGGAGGGGUGUGUGAUCAGUUCUCUGGGCGCUGCUCGUGCUCCAAUGGGUGGACUGGGGCAGCCUGCGAACUGGAGUGUGCCCAUGGCUGGUUUGGGGUGGACUGUGCUCAGCCCUGUGAGUGUUUGAAUGGUGGUGUGUGUGACCGUCACAUUGGAGAGUGCAGCUGUGGCCCAGGCUGGGUAGGACAGCACUGUCAGACAGCGUGUGAGGCUGGCCUGUUUGGCCCAGGGUGUGAGGAGCGGUGUCGAUGUAACCAUGGGGAUGUGUGUGACCAAGUCAGCGGUGUGUGUUUGUGUCCUCCUGGCUGGAGGGGACCCAAGUGUGACAGAGCCUGUUUACCUGGCUCCUAUGGGAAUGACUGUCUGAGCUAUUGUAACUGUCCCCACGGCACUUCCUGUAACCAUGUCUCUGGCAAAUGUGGCUGUCCCCCUGGAUUCACUGGCAAUGGCUGUGAGCAAAUAUGCCAACCUGGCACGUAUGGGCUGAACUGUAACCAGGUGUGCCAGUGCUCUGGCACCAACCAGCUGUGCCACCCUGUCACCGGCCUCUGCUUCUGCGCCCCGGGUUACCAUGGCAGCAACUGUGAUCAAGAGUGUGACAUGGGACGGUAUGGCCCAAACUGUGAACGCCCGUGCCAGUGUCUGAAUGCCGGUGUGUGCCAGACCACCACGGGCACCUGUCAGUGCCCAUCGGGGUACAUCGGAGCAGACUGCAACACCACAUGCCCAUCAGGGCGCUAUGGGCAGGACUGUGCCAAGGUGGCCCUGUGUGGCGAGGGGGCACGAAGUGACCCAGAGACGGGCAGGUGUGUGUGCAAGGCGGGCCAGCGGGGAGAAGACUGCAGACAGGGUUGUGCCCAGGGCUGGUAUGGGGAAGACUGUGGCCAGCACUGUAACUGCAGUAACGGUGGUGUGUGUGAACUGGUCUCUGGAGGCUGUACCUGUGGACUAGGCUGGACCGGACCCAGCUGUGAUACAGAGUGCCCAUCAGGGAGUUACGGAGCCAACUGCAAACUGCGGUGUGAUUGUCACAACAACGGGACCUGUGACAGAGUGACGGGAGAGUGCCAGUGUGACCCGGGAUACUAUGGUCACCUGUGUGAACAUGCCUGCCCUGCUGGUUUCCAUGGCCACCGCUGUCAACGCCAGUGUAAGUGCCGAGGCCUCGCCCCCUGUGACCCAAGCACAGGGCACUGUCUCUGCCCUACUGGUUACCAUGGAUACCACUGUGAGAAAGAGUGUGAGCAGCAUCGUUUCGGGGUGGGCUGCAACCAGUCAUGUGACUGCGAGGGGGACACCCCAUGUGACCCCAUGACCGGCCACUGUCUGUGCCCCACAGGGAAGAUGGGAACGCGCUGUGACACAAAUUGUCCAGCGAACCACUACGGCCCAGACUGUUCUGAGAGAUGUGAGUGUAGGAACGGGGCACGGUGUGAUCCACGGAAUGGCGGCUGCACCUGUCUACAGGGCUGGAUAGGACCUACCUGUCAGGAAGAAGGGUCCUCACGUCUCCACAGCAGUCCCAACAGAAACCAAGAAAAUAAGCACUCACACACACACGCACACUCAUAGCACCCCCUACUGACUGACCCUCAGCUGGGGCUUACUGGUCACCUCUAGAGGUCACAGAGCUCGAAACCGAACUGACACACUCAAAACAAUAGACUGUUUAUACAGAGAUGGGAGUGCAAUGGCAUGGACUUGAUGAACUAAAUACCAGUAGGUGUCAGAAAUUGUACUGAGACCUAUUGGUGUCAGCGCCGGGACCUAUGAACUGGUAUAUGCCAUUUAUGGAGAGUUGUCUAAUCGCAGACAUUGAUGAGACAAUGGAGUUCACAUGACACACUACACUUGACGUCAUAGGGUUGAUUCUGCUACACUUCACGCUACGGGGUAAACUCUGCUACACUUUGCUUGACGGGGUUGACUCUUCUAUACUUUUUGUUACGAGGUUGACUAUCCUACACUUCACGCUACGGGGUUGACGCUGCUACACUUUACGUGACUGGGUUGACUCUUCUAUACUUUUUGUUAUGGGGUUGACUCUUAAAGGUACUCAAGUGUUACCAGACACUGGUACACAUUUUCUAGUUUGCCCUGUAUAAGAGGACAUUUCUGGGUCAAAUUCCAAAAAGGACAAAGUUAUGCAGAGGUUUGUGGCAUUAUUUACUGUAAAAUGCAGUUCAGUUGUUGAAAAUCAUGUACCAUGCUUAACUGUUGUGUGUAUUUGUCUGUACAUUGCAUGUAUGUAAAUGUGUUCACGUCUACAAUACAAUCAUGUUGUACUUAUACUCUCACGAUAUGGUAGUACCUCAUUGGAAGGAGGUUUUCACAUUGAGGAGAUUUGCUUUUCGUUCAUAGAAUUUGUUGUACUUUGGAGUAAUAUCAUUGAAGUUGUAGUCCUGCUUAUUGGCUUCUCCAAAAACAAUAGUUUACACACACAUGAUCCAUUUGUUCUCUUUGCUGCCACCAUUGCACUAUACAGACUCCUAUGACACAGUUGAUUUAAUGAUAAGAAACAAUUCAGGAUAAUGUUGAUCUGAAUUAAAUGUUCUACAGUAUUUAGAAAGUUUGCACCCAGUAUUGAUGAUGUGCACAGCCAUGCACACAGGUCAAUAGGCUUUAGUCCACAUGCCUUAUUCUACAUGUUUUAUACUCUAUGAAAUAAGUUACAGCUCCUCAGCGAAAUGGAGGGAAAAGUGCUGCGGUUUUCAAUAAAGACAUUUUGGGAUUGUA
Molecule: messenger RNA, 5781 nt
Organism: Salmo salar (Atlantic salmon)
Lineage: Eukaryota; Metazoa; Chordata; Actinopteri; Salmoniformes; Salmonidae
Source: RefSeq, a predicted model, not a curated record